CACAACUGUCGUUGUAGAGCGCGUUCGCACUCAUACCUCACCAGCGUCGACGUUCAACGCCACGAAAUGGCCUCUCGCAUCGUUCUACCGAAGAAGACGCUUACUGGGAUACGCAAAGCCGUGGAGGAGCAGAGGAAUCGACCGGGCAUGGAAGCAAAUUGUCCGAGUUUCGAUAGGCUCGAACAGGUCAUAGCCGCGGGAGGAGACUUUACGGCGCUUGUCACUGAUCCAUUUUCUAUCCCCUCGGAUGACUCGCAGCUGCUCUCCCCACCUAUAGAAGCCGGGCUGGACGCUAUGACAAACCUCGCCACGGUCGUCUGGAGCUUGGCAUACAUACCCGCCCAUGCCUAUACUAAGGUGGUGGAGGUUUUGCGCGAUAAUUGGCUCUGGUUAUUCUCCUGGAUCAGAUUCGCACACCCAGAUAGCCAGUGCAUCGUCUUCAACAACGUCUUUCUCGGGGACUAUAUCGCAUUCCUGCAUAACCUGUUGCUCUUGAAGAAGGAGCUGUCAGGCGCGUGGAAGCUCACGCCACAGCUCUAUGGGCUGAUCAUGUCUCUUUGGCUGCGAAUGCCGAGUAUCUGGCGCGCGCUGGGGAGCGGAUCCAGGGAGGACUACGAGGGUACCCUGAUGCAUAUGCCCUGGAUGAUCACCGUCGCCGCCGCGAUGCAGCUCAUAUCCACGAGCGUAUCGGACACCGAACUAUCCGAAGGCGACGACGACUACGACCGCGUUGCUGUUCGUGAAGCCCUAGAGACUGUGGGGCAUAGGGACGGUCGUGUCCACCGACUUGUCACCCGCGGCGCGGUCUACCUGCUGUCGGCCGUCGAGGCCGCUCCAACUGCGACGACCGACGAUAUGGCGGAGGCACUCCACGUCGUUCAUGAGCAGCUGGUCCAGCUCGAACGCUUCACCAUGGGGAUGGACUUAACCGAAAUCCGCUCUCGCGAUGUCGGGUCCGUCGUCGAUCUCAUCAGGACGUUGUCCGCUAUUGCACACGGGGAGAACGCAGCCUGCACCGUGGUGUCUAUCCUUCUUGGUCUGUGCCAGUGGGAUCAACGGGCAUUCGUCUGGGCGUUGCGCUACGGCGCGUUCCCGCUGGUCGUCUCCCUCUGGCGUGCAGACAUUGUAGAGGAGCAGAGGCCCGUCUUAGCUCAGUUCCUGUGGCAGACCGCAGCCUGGACGGCGUACUUUCCGGUCGCAGUCGCUUUCAACAAGCAUCGGGAGAGCGAAUCUUUCGCCAGUCCGGGAUUGAAGGAUCAUCCGACGUUUGGCAAAUGGUGGGCCAUCGCUGAUGAGGAAGUGAAGAAGCGAUGCGAAUUAGUGGAGGAAUUGACGACUGAGAAAUGCCACAACUACCGCUGUCCCGGUCACGACGUCAAGGACGUAGCGCGCUUCCGUCGCUGCCAAUGCUUCGACGUUUCAUAUUGCUCCGAGCCGUGUCAGAAGCAGCACUGGCCACUGCAUAAAUUCAUGUGUACGUCUUCAAAAAGGAAGCCUGCAAACACCAUCGGCGAAAAGUACUUCCCUAUAAUCUUCGAAGACAGCGGAUACAUCACGCGCAGAGACGCUCACUUCGCCGGGCGGCUCACUCGCGAAUACCUUCGUCAACACGGAGAAGAGAUACUCGCCGAAAUCCAGGAUCAGGACCAUCCGGACGUCACACCAAUCCGCGAAGCUGCUGUAUUUAUCGACUUCCAUGGGUUGGUACGCGCUUCGCACACGAUCAGGAUGUUCCCUAAGGAGCUUUGCUGCAAAAACUGCCUCGGCAAGCACCUGCCCAUAUUCGUGUACGCGCAGCUUGGUCGACCGCAGCGCGGAAAUGCAGAGGCCUCGGCCAUCAGGGUCAUGACUAUCGUUCUGCACAACUUCAAGCUCAGGGUGGAGCAUUUUCGCCACUGCAAGGAUCACUCGCUGUGCAUCUCGCGCGCCCGAGACCGGCCGCCUCGCUGUCACGAGCUGGAAGAGCUGCGCGAGCAGUGCUACUGCUGCGUGGAGAGGUUCGGAAAGGAUGAAGAUCCAUUCAGCGCUCCAACUGCACAAGAGCUACUGUGCACUGCUUACUAAGUAUAUAUGCUGGAACGAAAUCUGUACUUUCAAAGUCGGCGUCUUGACGCGGUAUUCUCUCCCUCCUGUACAUCACAUUAUUUCUUUCUUGAUUCGAACAUCUAGAUCGUAGAAGCCUUGCCAUCUGAUAGUCGAAUGGUAGACGAAUAGAACCACCGAAGACUC
This is a messenger RNA of Schizophyllum commune H4-8, 2229 nucleotides long. RefSeq lists its product as uncharacterized. NCBI's taxonomy places the organism in Eukaryota, Fungi, Basidiomycota, Agaricomycetes, Agaricales, Schizophyllaceae. The transcript has 3 exons. The record is from RefSeq and is a predicted model, not a curated record. The coding region runs from base 67 to 2064 and encodes 665 amino acids.